Molecule: messenger RNA, 2876 nt
Organism: Monomorium pharaonis (pharaoh ant)
Lineage: Eukaryota; Metazoa; Arthropoda; Insecta; Hymenoptera; Formicidae
Product: peroxidasin homolog
Exons: 5
Coding region: 1574-2473 (299 amino acids)
Biological process (GO): synapse organization
Cellular component (GO): neuron projection membrane
Source: RefSeq, a predicted model, not a curated record
ACGGCCGAGAAUCUCCCCAGUCAGGGUAAAUCUGCCACCGAAACAAGACGUGGUGCGUGCCGUCAUGCUAUAUACAAUGUCGCGUACGCGAGCGGUUGCGGUGACAAUUUCUUAAAAUAGCGCGGGGGUGACAGUUUCGCGGGACGGGGUAGUAGCGGGAUGGAGAGUCGCGGCGGUUGGAGUAUCAUAGUCGAAACGUAGCCGGCGCUACGGUGAACCGGAGAGACCUGAAAGAGAGAGAGAGAGAGAGAGAGAGAGAGAGAGAGAGACGGGAAAAGAAAUAAAGGUUGCCGAGGGGGGCAGUCAUCUCGCGGGCGAUGAGUUGUUAAUCGUGAUCCGAGAAAGAAGGGGGUUGGCGAAACACGGGCGCGGAUUGCGGCGACGGCGGCAGUUAUGCGGUGAACGGAGAACAUUCCUGCGACCGGACCGCUGGCUGCGCGAUCUCGAGCGAUCUCGAGCGGCGGCGGUGGAGGAGGUGGCGGAGGAGGUGGCGGAGGAGGCGGAGGAGGAGGAAGAGGAGAGACGAGACCGGAAGCGAGCGAGCGAGUGGACAAGUGCGUUCCUCGGGAGUUUGCUUUCGCGAUUCGCGGACUGGUGAAUCGCGCGCGAUCGAUCAUCGGUCACGAUCAUUCGUGUGCCCUUCAUCGCGUCCGAGAGAUUCGACGGCGGAAAAAGGGGGAGAGAAGGAACGAAAGUGCUUUUUUUUCCCCCCCAGGACAGUCGCGUCUCGCUAUGUGUCUCGCGACUCCGCAACGAUUCACUUCGAUUCCCCGACAAGUACCGACUGUGUGGACCGCGCGCGUCCGCGCGACGGAAGCUGGGACCGCCCUGCUGUGAGCUUCUGGGACUCCCCGAGAUCGUCGGCGCGUUCCUCCGCGUGACGUUUUUACUGCCUCUAGCGAAUAUCUUUCAGCGGAAGAUUUAAACCGCCGUCGAGUGGAGGAGCGCGAGAACUUUAGCGAGGAGAGGAUAUAGGUGGAAAGUUUCGCGGCACGCGGCGCGCCGCCCGUCGAAAGUUUCGCCAUAAUCAUUUCCGCGCGCGUUAUCGCCUACGUGGCCGCUACUGCAGGCGCGACAGACGACACAAAUCGGAGUGAGCCGGCGGUGAGAUCGGCGCGGCGGGACGCGAUAUAUACCACCGUCAUUUCUUGCGGGAAAUCUGGCGCGCGUACAUUGUCGACCGUCGCGCGACAAUUCGUCGUGUCCGUCGCGAGGGGAUUGAAUGAAAUCGCGGACCGUCCCGUUCCACUAUUUUGAUAUCGUGACUGGACUUCGGUCAUCUGAGAGUUCGGAGACUUGGAGUUUGACGCGCAGGUGCGGACGAUUGCGAUUUGUCGAAUCGAAAAAACCGAUAGAAGAGAAAAAAUCCCGCGGCUGGAUAAGUGGCUCCGCGCGAGAAUCGUGUGCCGAUAAGCGUGAAAAGCCAAGAAAGAAGUCGACGUGAUAUAUAAGACCCUGGUGGUCGCCUGGUGAGGUCAGUGAGUGGAUGGUGAUGGUUAGCGAUAUCUCGCUGAGGAGGAUGUGAAUCGUUUCAGUAUCGAAGUGCAAGCGUCUCCCGAAAUCAAUCGCGGAAAUGGCUCUGAGAUGGCAAGCGAGGCUCUCGAUUGCUGCCAUACUCUUCAUGUGCACAGAAGAUACGCUGAGUCUAGGAGAUCGGACGAUAGAUACCAUGGACAGACACGCGAUCCAGACCAGACCUCGGCAGCAAAUGCUGGAUCAUUCUUCCGGCCCGAAGUCGAAACCGGAACCUACCUUCGACUACUCGCAGAACACCAACGUGACGGCCCUGAUUGGAAAAACUGCAUACCUCACGUGCCGAGUUCGCAAUCUAGGCGACAAAACCGUAUCCUGGGUCAGGCACAGGGACAUCCACAUCCUGACGGCGGGGGCGUACACGUACACGAGCGACCAGCGCUUUCAAGCACUACACAGACAAAACACGGGCCACAGCAACGAAUGGUCCGAGUGGACUCUCUGCAUAAAAUGGGCGCAGGAACGAGACCAAGGGAUCUAUGAAUGUCAGAUUUCCACCAUACCUAUCAAGUCGUAUCAGUUUCGCUUAAACGUCGUUGUACCUACGGCGACGAUACUGGGCGGCCCCGAGUUGUACGUCGGUGCGGGCAGCACGAUAAACCUGACGUGUGCCAUACGCUUUAGCUCGGAGCCACCAGCCUACAUCUUCUGGUACUACAAUGAGAACGUCCUAAGCUACGACAGUCCCAGGGGCGGCGUCUCCGUGAUAACCGAGAAGGGUGGCGACGUCACCACCUCCUGGCUUCUCAUUCAGACGGCGCAGCCCUCGGACUCCGGGGAGUACAGCUGCAAGCCGAGCAACGCCAAUACGGCGUCCAUCAGGGUUCAUGUCCUAAAUGGCGAGCGACCGGAAGCGAUGCAGACCGGGACCGCGGGGCCGAUACUGUCCUCGAGUUGUCUAUUGGUGUCCCUCAUCAUUUUGUACAUAUCCUCGGUGUAAACGAAAAUGAGAAGCAACGUCUGCGGCCGAAGAUCACAUCGCGGUACGUUUCCUCUUUUAUGUCUACGCAAACGCCCGUCACCAUCACGCGCGUCCGCUCCGACGGACGUGUGAUCGCGAGACGACCGCAGUUUGUGACAGGACACAAAAAAGGAUUUCCGUGUGAAUGUAGGAACUGAGAUGGAGCGUGUCCAGUUGCACGUAAUUCACGAUGCUUUUCACCGAAGGAGGGAAAAACUGCCAACCGAGGAAUAAUAGCGAUUCCUCUUGUAAGUAGCGGCUCUCAAUUAAUUGAUUAUUACUCCUCGCAAAAAGCGUCGCGAGUUAACGUCCGUUGCGAGCGACACGCCGGAACAUGUGUGGUGCGACUACUUUAACGAAGAUAUAACGAAGAAGAAAAAAA